Molecule: messenger RNA, 1878 nt
Organism: Phaethon lepturus (White-tailed tropicbird)
Lineage: Eukaryota; Metazoa; Chordata; Aves; Phaethontiformes; Phaethontidae
Gene: F13B
Product: coagulation factor XIII, B polypeptide
Exons: 11
Coding region: 1-1878 (625 amino acids)
Source: RefSeq, a predicted model, not a curated record
AUGGAGACAGUAAUGAAGAUGAGAUUUAAGAGCUGUUUUUUCUUCCUAGUUAUGAUGUAUUCAGGCAAACUCUUUGCAGAAGAUAAACCUUGUGAUUUGCCCCAUAUAGAAAAUGGAAAGAUUGCCCAGUACUAUUAUAAUUUCAGAAGUUACUAUUUCCCUAUGCGUAAGGAAAAAAAACUUUCCUAUUCUUGUAUGGUGGGUUAUACAACUGAAACUGGGACUCAAGAUGGAAGAAUAACUUGUACAGCAAAAGGAUGGUCUCCAGUGCCACAAUGCUACAAAAAAUGUAACAAGCCUCUUUUGGAAAAUGGCACUUUUUAUGGUACAGAAAUGUACUUCAAAGUACAUGAGAAACUGCAGUACAAAUGUAACCCAGGCUACCACGCUCCAAGCGGCGGUACUGAAGAUACAGUACAAUGUCAGCCAGAAGGAUGGUCUUCCCAGCCAAGCUGUACUAAAAAAUUUGAGUCAUGUCACGUACCCAAUUUACAUCAUGGCAGCUACUUCACAGCCCAACAAGAGCUUCGACUGAAUGAAACACUGCUAUACAAAUGUGAUGAGGGAUAUCAUACUGCAGGAGGAAACACUACAGAAGCAGCAGUGUGUCUAACACGUGGGUGGUCCCUUACUCCAAACUGCACUAAAAUAACUUGCUCCUCUUUGAGUGCAAUAGCACAUGGAGGUUUCUAUCCAGUGAAGAAAAUCUAUGAAGAGGGAGAUGUAGUUCACUUUUUCUGUGAGGAAAAUUAUUCUGUCAGUGAAUUUGACCUAAUUCAAUGUUAUUAUUUCGGAUGGCACCCAGAUCCUCCAGUGUGUGAAGAUGUAAAAAAUAAAUGUCCUUCACCACCGCUUCCUCCUAAUGCCCAUAUCAUCACAGUUAGAAGAACAUACCAUAAUGGAGACAAAGUUCGUAUACAAUGUCAAAAUACCUUUGAAAUGAGAGGAUCUCGAGAAAUCCAGUGUGAAAAAGGAAAAUGGACAUCACCCCCUAUUUGUGUUGGAGCUAUGGAUAAAUGGGAAUCUGAGGCACCACCAUCACUCGGGGCAGAUGCAGCAGUAAGGGCGAGCAAAACAUAUCACAAUGAAGAUAUGAAAAUGCAGCAAAACUGUACCUCUCCACCUGUGAUUAAAAAUGGUGUUGUUCUCGGUCCAUUAUUGACAAGUUACAAAAAUGGUUCCUCAGUAGAAUACGGUUGUCAGCAUUACCAUUUUUUGGAUGGACCUAGUACUGUUUACUGCGAACAAGGAAACUGGACAGAACCACCAACUUGCUUAGAACCGUGCAUUCUUAACGUAACUGAUAUGAACAGCAACAACAUAGAGUUGAAAUGGAGACAGCAAGAAUUAAUUUUCCUACAUGGUGAUCUCAUAGAGUUUGAAUGUAAACAGGGGUACAGUUUUCUCCAGACUACCAUUCUAUCUCCUGGGAGGACACACUGUAACCGUGGCAGGCUGAAAUAUCCAAAAUGCAUUAUGCAAGAUCCUACAGGAAAAUGUGACUCUCCACCUCCUAUUGCAAAUGGAGCUUUUACUCUCCCACCCCUGACCCAGUAUGACAGUGGUUCUUCAGUUCAGUAUAGUUGCUCUGACUAUCAUUUUUUGCAAGGAUCUGAGAGAAUCUACUGUUCUGAAGGACAGUGGACUUCGCCACCAGUUUGUAUAGAGCCAUGUACUUUGUCAAAAAAUGAAAUGGAAAAAAAUAACGUGUUGCUGCAAAGAUUCUAUGAGAAUCAAGUUUACUUUUACCAUGGGGAUUAUGUUGGAUUUUACUGUAAACAGAACCAUUUUGGAGCAGAAUCUGGUACAACUUUAUUUCAAGUGCAGUGUAAGAGGGGACAGCUGAUGUAUCCAAGAUGUGUUGAAAGAGGAAAAUAA